CGGCUCGUGUUUGCGGAUGCCUCUCACUCGAAAGUGACAACAACGUCUCAACAAAGGCGCAAAGGUCCAUGCACGCUUGUAGGCAGAACCAGCAAGCUUCACAGCAAACAUGCUGUUGGAGAGGUAUAUUUCCCCAUCAUCUGCAGAUGAGAGGCGCUUCCACAUCUCAUCGAUAGUACAAUUCACAUCGAUUGCAACAUGGCGACAAGCAAGCCCAAGAUCGUCGGGCUCUACGGCGUUCCUGGUAGCGGCAAGACCUACUUGAAGGAUGAACUCAAAUCCUCAUUGGAUGAGAAUCAAUAUGCCUUCUACGACGGCUCCGAAAUCCUCGCACUUGUUACUGAUGGCAGCUUAGACUCAUUCAAGCAGUUACCAGAACGGGAGAAGUCUCGUCUACGCGAAGCCGCUAUCAGAAAGAUAGCGUCGCAAUGUGCUCAAAGUGGCAAAAUAGGCGUCGUUACCGGACAUCUGAUGUUUUGGGCAGAGGCGGAGGCCGAACCAACUUCGAUUGAUACACCAGCUGACCUUGAGACGUACACUCACAUUGUGUAUCUUGAUGUCUCGGCUGAGCGUGUUCGAAAGCAGCGCCGCGAACAUGCGAGCCGCAAAGAUCGAGCUGAUGACUCGGUUAAGCACAUCAAGCAACACAUGCAGCGCGAGAUGACCAAGUUACGUGAGCUGUGCGUUACCAAUCGCAUCUUUUUCACCAGCGUGCAAGAGCCUCGCAGCGCUUCAGAUGACCAACCAUUCUCUCUGCGACCAGCUGUGGCGCGCCUGCUGACCGAGUUCGUUGCUGUUCCGGCAGAAGAGAUCAAACAUGUCAAUACCGCGCGAGCUCUUUCCCAACUUGACGAGCAACUUCGGGCAGCGCACGCCACUUCCACGCCCAACAUCAUGCUCGUGCUUGAUGCUGACAAGACACUUGGUCCACACGACACGGGUAAGAUGUUCUGGGAUACACUUCCCAACAACAAAGAUCCGCUCAACGACAUGUUCAAACCAACAAACUUCGGUUAUUCUGAUGCGGCAUUUCAACAAGCCAUGCUCUAUUACGAACAGUACAGCCCAGAGACAUUCUUGCAGACUUGCAAGAAAGUAGCCAAGACAGUUUCGCUCUACAAAGAAGUGGAGACACUGUUGAAGAAGGCAGCGAGCUGCAACAACGUCGGCGUUGUGGUCGUUACUUGUGGUCUACGUCGUGUAUGGGAACUCGUGCUCCAGCGUGACGAACUUACGCGCGACAUUGUUGUUAUCGGAGGCGGACAGCUCGACAAUGGCUACUUUGUCUCGCCCGAUGUGAAGGCAGCUAUCGUGCAGCGGCUGCAACAGCAUUACCAUACCCAUGUCAUUGCAAUCGGAGACAGCCCGCUCGAUAUCAAGAUGUUGCAAGAAGCGGAUGAAAGCCUCGUUGUCGUUGGUGCUCCAAACUUGCGCAGCAGAUCAAUGGAGGCAGUUCUGACCUCCGAAGUUGCAGCAGAAAAGCUAGACCGCGGUUUCAGACAGGUGCUUCUCCCAAACAACGGCAACAAGCUGCAAGUCAAGGAUUUGCAAGUCGGCACGCUUGCUCAACUCCAUCUCUCAACUCCUCAGCAUUGGAGCCUCGAACUCCACAAUGCUGGCGAUAAGAACGCGGCCAAAAUUCUCAUGUCUGCAACACGCGACGCGACAGUCUCUGGCCGUGCUCUGCAAGAAGCUCAUCGCAAAAUUGGUUGGUACCUGGCUACCCAGUACCUGCCAGACCUCAUCGGCCUAGAAUCAUUCAAAAUGUCUCAUGUACAAGGCGGCUACACGGCCGGCCAUCGUCUUCACAACGAGAACAAAACGACAAUCAUCGCUCUCAUGCGCGGCGGUGAACCCAUGGCAUUCGGCGUGCACGAUGCCUUCCCACAAGCCAAAUUCCUCCAUGCCUCGCAACCAUCAGACAUCAAACUUGGGCACAUUCAGGGUCAAGAGAAUAUCAUUGUGGUGGACAGUGUGAUCAACAGCGGAAAGAGCAUCGCCGACCACGUCAACCAUAUCCGAACCUUCAACCUUCCAGCACGCAUAGUGAUAAUUGCCGGUGUGGUUCAGGAGCAAGCGAUCCAGAAGGAAACAGGCGGCUUAACGCAGGCACUGUUGGGGUACGGUAGAUUGUCGAUCGUUGCGCUCCGUACCUCUGCGAACAAAUACACUGGCCGUGGCGGCACGGAUACAGGUAACCGUUUGUUCAAUACCACCAAUCUGGAUUGAUGAUGAGAAAGGAAAAAAAGACGUUGGCGGUUUUGGUGUACAUUGCGCCGCGCGCGAAGCUCUCUCUCGCGCGAGGGAAAGGGUUUCGGGGCCGUUACUUCUCCGCGCGAUGAAAGUUUGGGUUAGACUGCGACACGGCUCGUCUAUGUGCAGAUGGCUCGGGAUAUGCACUUUGCGUUUGUGGCUUGGUUGUACCAAAGGUAGAGUUCACGACAUAGGGUCAAGCUGCCCAACCAUCAAGGUCCAGCCGCUUAGGAGGCUAAGCGGGAAUGAGCUGACUGCGGCUCUGGGAUGUACUCUGUAGGAUGUACUGCACCGCGCCGUUUACAGCAGUUGUGGUCGCUUACUUGUGCUGAUGUGAGCGAUUUUGCUUCCGCUUGUAGUAAAACUACAGACCCUUGCUUCACGCGUUUCAUAA
This is a messenger RNA of Cercospora beticola, 2647 nucleotides long. RefSeq lists its product as uncharacterized. The record is from RefSeq and is a predicted model, not a curated record. NCBI's taxonomy places the organism in Eukaryota, Fungi, Ascomycota, Dothideomycetes, Mycosphaerellales, Mycosphaerellaceae. Gene Ontology annotation, molecular function: L-phosphoserine phosphatase activity; magnesium ion binding. Gene Ontology annotation, biological process: dephosphorylation; L-serine biosynthetic process. Gene Ontology annotation, cellular component: cytoplasm.